AUGGAUCAAAACCCCCAGAAGCCUCGGGAUGAUGCAUCAGACAAGGCGGCUCCUCGCCCCGUAGAGGAGCCGUACCGCUACCCUACUGCAAGCGAGUCGCCGCGGGAGCAGCGCACAACUCACAGUCCAUCACAUACUCAUUCGAUAUCACGAUCUGAACCUUCCCCCAUCGAGAAGCCUUUUGUUUCUUGGUCAGGGUCUGAUAGGAACAGAGACGUUUCCGACAGCCCCAUUGCCCGCAGUCAUUCAGCCCAGCAGCCACCGCCCCAGGAUAGGCAAUUACCCACGCCCACCAGGAGUGUUGGCAGCCUCUCACACCUUUCACUUUCUGACCCAUUUUCAUUGAUGAAUGAGACCGAAGCACACUUGUUUAGACACUAUGUACAACACUUGGGAGUUUGUCUUGAUUUGACUGACCCAUUGCGAAAUUUUGAGCUUGUGGUACCACAGCGUGCGACCAUGUCUCCAACCCUGCUCAAAGCCAUUUUUGCCAUUGCCGCCAGGCAUCUGAGCCAGACAAGUGAUUAUGACCCGUUGGCCUCCAAUAGGUAUCACGAUGAAUGUCUUGGGUACCUCAUCCCCAUGCUGGAUAACUCUUUUACUGUAUCUGAUGAAAACCUUUUCGCUGCUACAAUCAUCUUGAGGAUGCUUGAAGAAAUGGAUGCCAGUUCAGGCCAGGACAAUCAUGGUCACCUCCUAGGCAUUCAUGCUUUCGUGAAUGUUGGAGAUCAAAUCAUGCUGCCAGGUAGUCUGAGCGCAGCGUCAUAUUGGGUUGGUCUACGCCAGGAGAUUUAUAGUGCCAUGAGCACUCAGGCGCCUGUGAAAAUCCGCCUUGAUCAUUUCAUUGUUGACCGCUCCUUUGAGCCCACUGACGACUAUUCGUGGUCAAACCGGGCGGUGGUAAAUCUUGCCGAUGUUUUGAAUUUUUGCUUUUCCGAGACGGCCCAGCCAAACUCUCGAUGGACGUACCUGAACGACCAAUGCACUCGCUGGGAUGAGACGCGACCCCCAUCCUUUGAACCUUUUUAUUUUCGGGAGCAAGGUGUUGCAGAUGCAUUUCCGCAAAUCUGGUAUCACUCGAGUUGUCAUGUUGUCGGGGUACAGCAUCACAUCCUGGCCCAGUUAUUGUUGGCGCAGUUUGAUCCUGCAAUACCGAGAGUUGGUACCAAGAGGGCUGCCGCUGUAAAGGCCAUAGCGAAACGAGUCGACUAUUUGAUGCGACAGAUAUGUGGGAUUGGGUCAUGCAAUCAAUGGACGCCCCCGGCUUUAUUUACUGCGUCCAUGGGGAUUGCCAUGUUUGGCGAUCAAUUCGAAAACAGGUCAGACCAGGAGGCAAUGUUAGACGUGCUCAAAAAGACAGAAACGAACCAUGCACGUCCUACAAAGGCAAUACAGCAGCAGCUUAUGAGGGUGUGGGGGUGGAUGACGGACUACGAGCAUGGCUAG
Messenger RNA from Pestalotiopsis fici W106-1, 1446 nucleotides. RefSeq lists its product as uncharacterized. Gene Ontology annotation, biological process: positive regulation of transcription by RNA polymerase II. The transcript is spliced from 7 exons. Lineage: Eukaryota; Fungi; Ascomycota; Sordariomycetes; Amphisphaeriales; Sporocadaceae. Gene Ontology annotation, molecular function: DNA-binding transcription factor activity; transcription cis-regulatory region binding. Gene Ontology annotation, cellular component: nucleus. The record is from RefSeq and is a predicted model, not a curated record. Bases 1 to 1446 code for a protein of 481 amino acids.